Molecule: messenger RNA, 2556 nt
Organism: Lodderomyces jiufengensis
Lineage: Eukaryota; Fungi; Ascomycota; Pichiomycetes; Serinales; Debaryomycetaceae
Exons: 1
Coding region: 1-2556 (851 amino acids)
Biological process (GO): protein folding in endoplasmic reticulum
Cellular component (GO): EMC complex
Source: RefSeq, a predicted model, not a curated record
AUGCUCCUGUCAAAAGCAUUUAUAAUUUUGGGUUGUAUAUUCAAUUUUGUUCAAUCAAUAUUCAUAGAGAACGCAUUCACGACAACAGAAUCAAUAAAUUAUUUAUAUCAAACUCCAUUAUAUAAUUUACAUAUACUAAAUAAUGAUUUAUUGGUAGCUAAAAAUAAAGCAAAUCAAUUGAUUGGUAUAGAUUUAACAAAUGAGAAUUCAAUGAAAUGGAAUUUAGGUGAUUUAGUCAACGAUUAUCAAUUGAUUUUCAAUAAUGAUGAAAUAUAUGGUUGGAAAGAGAGUGGAGGAAAUGAAAUAAUUAAAAUUGAAACUAAUGGAUCCUUUGAAUAUAUAGAUGUCGGAAUUGAAGUUGGGCAUUUGUAUAAAGUUCAAUAUGGAGGUAUUAUAAUGUUAGGAAUUAAUGGUGAAUUGAUUUUCAUUGAUCAAAAUAAUAAUUCUCAUAGUAUCAAAUCAACCGGUGUAUCUACAGUUCUAAUAGAUAGCUAUCAAGGAAAUAUUUUUUUGGUUAUAAAUGGGAAAGAAAUUUUGAAACUUACAUCCUCAGGUGCAUUUAUAAAUGAAAAAUCGAUAACUUUAGAUUCAAUCAAAGAGUUUAAAUCUGGAAUUGCUUUAACUCAUAAUGAUCAAAUUUUUAAAGUUGAUCAACAAUUGAAUUUUAAGAGAAUUGAGAAUGAUAGAUUCAAUAAUUUAGCAGUCAUAAAUUCGAAUUUCUUAUACUCAAAAUCAGCAAAUAAUGUAAAAUUAAUCACAAUUGAAAAAAAAGUUGCAAAAGAAAUUCACAAUUUCAAGACAACUUCUUUAGUAAAAUGGUAUUCCAAUCCAUUUAGUGAAAUUUUGAUAGUAAGUGAUGACUUGACUAGAAUAUUCUACGAUUUAAGUGAUUUCUUAUACACUAAAAAAUCAGAUAGUAUUAAAAAGGUGCAGUUGAAAUUAGAACGUGAUUAUCCAUAUGAUUUUGUAAUAAAAACCCAACAAAAUGACUUAGGUUACCUUGCCUUAGAUGACAACCUAAAUGGUGAAUUAUUUAGUUUAUUUAAUGGUCAAAGAUUGAAAACAAUUUCUCCAUCAAAAAAUCAGUACUCAUCGUCAAAAGAUUUAUAUAUUCUUAUUGAUGCACCAGAAAGUGAACAAUCAAAAAUUGAAAAUGAACACUUAUCGAAAGAAUUUAAUAAUGGGUUGAUUUUCACCAAUUGGUUAAAUAGAGUCGUUACCCAUUUAGCUGAUGUAGGCAGAUUUUUUGUUGACAUUCCAAAUUGGUUUACCAAUAUAGAUUCUACAAAUUCCAUCUUCAACAAGUUAGUUGUUUUCUAUGAUGAUAAAAUUGGGAAAUUAAUUGCUGUUAAUUCACAUGAUGAAGGUACUGCAUGGACUACUGAUAUAGGUAGUGAAGAAAUAAUAUCUUUAAAGCAAUUAAAUGAAGAAAAUAAUGGAAACAUCAUUGCAUUAUUCAAAGACACCAUCCAUAUUAUUGACCCUAAUGAUGGGAAAGUUGUUGAAUCAUUUAAAAAUAACAAUUAUCAAGAUGUCAAAAUAGUGGAAGAUCACUAUGUAUUAGAAAAUGAAACAGGUUUUUCCUUGUCCUCACCAGUGGAUUCAGAUAUUUCAUUGUUCAAAAAAACCGAAAGUGAAUUGAUUGGUCAUAUAAUACCACAAGGAAAAACAAGCUCCAUCAAAACUUGGUCAUUUCAUUUCAAUGAUCCAGUUGUUCAAAUUGCAACAAUUCCUAAAGCAUCAAAAAUCUCAUCAGUCGGAAUCCCAUUAGUUGAUAAGAGCAUAUUAUACAAAUAUUUAAAUCGAAAUUUAAUAACAAUUAUAACAAUGGAAGAGAAUUUAAAAUUGUAUUUAAUUGAUGGGAUAACUGGUGAUUUAUUAUACACAUAUUCUUCCCAAAAUGAAAUCAUAGAUCCAAAUUCAAUAUCAUUGGUGAUUGAUGACAAUUGGAUCGUAUAUUCAUAUUUCACGAUCUCACCAAGGUUGGAACAAAGAAUUAACGUCAUAGAUUUAUUCUCAAACAAACAAAAUUCCAAAAUAACUAAAAUCUCAAAACAAUCAUUCAUUUAUCCAGAACGUAUAUUAAAAUUAUCAUCAACUCAAUCAAAACAUGGAAUUACUAUUAAAUCCAUUGUGGUAUUAACAGAAUCAGGAUCAAUAGUGGAAAUUCCUAAAUUUAUAUUAAAUUCAAGAAGACCAACCACGGAGAUGAAACAAGAUGAUUUCGGCAAUGAUUUUAAAUUAUUUCCUUAUGAUCCAAUAGUACCUAAAAAUCACAAUCAAGUUAUAAAUCACAAAUAUCAAUUAAAUUCAACUAAUGGAAAAUUACUAGUUAAACCAACACAAUAUGAAAGUUCAUCUGUAGUUUGUUAUUUCAACUCCCAAAAUCAAUUUUGUUCGAUUUUAAAACCAAGUUUAUCUUUUGAUUUAUUAAAUAAAAAAUUUGAAAAGGGGAAAUUGAUAGGAACUAUUGUUAUUUUAAUUGUAGGGUAUUUAGUAAGUAAACCUUAUGUGAACAAGAAGAAAUUGAAGAGUCAAUGGUUGGAUUUUAAGUGA